Oryza sativa Japonica Group (Japanese rice) is the source of this 737-nucleotide messenger RNA. RefSeq names its product large ribosomal subunit protein eL27x. Lineage: Eukaryota; Viridiplantae; Streptophyta; Magnoliopsida; Poales; Poaceae. Gene Ontology annotation, cellular component: ribosome; cytosolic large ribosomal subunit. The record is from RefSeq and is a predicted model, not a curated record. Gene Ontology annotation, biological process: translation. Gene Ontology annotation, molecular function: structural constituent of ribosome.
AAGCCUCUCCUCUCCCCGAACCCUAACUCCAUCUUCCCCGGCGGCGGCGCAGCAGAGGAUAUCAGCCAUGGUGAAGUUUCUCAAGCCCGGGAAGGCGGUGAUCCUGCUGCAGGGGAGGUUCGCGGGGCGGAAGGCGGUGAUCGUGCGGGUGUUCGAGGAGGGCACCCGCGACCGCCCCUACGGCCACUGCCUCGUCGCCGGCCUCGCCAAGUACCCCAAGAAGGUGAUCCGCAAGGACUCGGCGAAGAAGACGGCGAAGAAGUCGCGCGUCAAGUGCUUCCUCAAGCUCGUCAACUUCACCCACCUCAUGCCCACCCGCUACACCCUCGACGUCGACCUCAAGGAGGUCGCCGCGGGGCCCGACGCGCUCGCCACCAGGGACAAGAAGGUCGCCGCCUGCAAGUCCGCCAAGGCGCGCCUCGAGGACCGCUUCAAGACCGGCAAGAACAGGUGGUUCUUCACCAAGCUCCGCUUCUGAGCUCUCUCCUGCGGCGGCGGCGGCGGCGAUGGGAUGGUACUGGUGCACGGCCAUCUCAUCCUUUUUCUCUUUUUCUAAAGCUUUUCGCUUUCUGAGUAGCAGCCAAUGAAUGGUUUUGGAUUUUCUAAAUUAAUCUCAAUCACCCUGAUGUAAUGGUACUACUGCCUGCUUGUGUGGGUGUGGAUGUUUAGUAGUAUGGAUCUAUUAAAGAAGCAUAUUGGGAGACGUUCUGUGUCAAUUUUUCACUGGUUAUGGUUCA